GCGGGGCGCCCGGCAGCGGCGGCGGCGGCAGCGGCGGCCACAGCAGCCUUGGCGGCGGCCGCGGCAGGACUGGCAGCGCCAGCGGCGGGUGAGGGGCUUGCGGCUCGCGGCUUGUGGCGGCGGCGGCGCACGGGCUGCCUCGAGGAAGAAAGAAGCCUGAGACAUCAGCCUAUGAAGACUGAAGACCAUCCUGAAUAGCAAUUAUGAAUGGUGUUGCUGCUAGGCUUGUUCUGCAGAGCAUCUGAAAUGAACCUCUCUUAUUGAUUGUUUUUAUUGGCCCAGAGCCAGGAGUACUGGAUUCAGUUGACUUCACGAUUAAAAGAAAACAGUUUUGGUUACCAUCAUAAACAUAUGAACCAUUGUGAUGGUGAAAUGAGAUGAGGCUCCGAAAUGGAACUGUAGCUACUGUUUUAGCAUUUAUCACUUCGUUCCUUACUUUAUCUUGGUAUACCACGUGGCAAAAUGGGAAAGAAAAACUGAUUGCUUAUCAACGAGAGUUUCUUGCCUUGAAAGAACGUCUUCGUAUAGCUGAACAUAGAAUCUCGCAGCGCUCUUCUGAAUUAAAUGCCAUUGUACAGCAGUUCAAGCGUGUAGGAGCAGAAACAAAUGGAAGUAAGGAUGCAUUAAAUAAGUUUUCAGAUAAUACCCUAAAGCUAUUAAAGGAGUUAACAAGCAAAAAAUCUCUUCAAGUGCCAAGCAUUUAUUAUCAUUUGCCUCAUUUAUUGCAAAAUGAAAGAAGCCUUCAGCCUGCUCUGCAGAUUGGUAAUGGAAGAACAGGAGUGUCAAUAGUAAUGGGAAUUCCCACGGUGAAGAGAGAAGUUAAAUCUUACCUCAUAGAAACUCUUCAUUCCCUUAUUGAUAAUCUGUAUCCUGAAGAGAAGUUGGACUGUGUUAUAGUAGUCUUCAUAGGAGAGACAGAUAGUGAUUAUGUACACAGUGUUGUAGCCAACCUGGAGAAAGAAUUUUCUAAAGAAAUCAGUUCUGGUUUGGUGGAAAUAAUAUCACCUCCUGAAAGCUAUUAUCCUGACCUGACAAACUUAAAGGAGACAUUUGGAGACUCUAAAGAAAGAGUAAGAUGGAGAACAAAGCAAAACCUGGAUUAUUGUUUUCUAAUGAUGUAUGCUCAGGAAAAGGGAAUAUAUUACAUUCAGCUUGAAGAUGAUAUUAUUGUCAAACAGAAUUACUUUAACACUAUAAAAAAUUUUGCACUUCAACUUUCUUCUGAGGAAUGGAUGAUACUAGAAUUCUCCCAGCUGGGCUUCAUUGGUAAAAUGUUUCAAGCACCAGACCUCACUCUGAUUGUGGAAUUCAUAUUUAUGUUCUAUAAGGAGAAACCCAUUGAUUGGCUCUUGGACCAUAUACUCUGGGUGAAAGUCUGCAACCCUGAGAAAGAUGCAAAACAUUGUGAUAGACAGAAAGCCAAUCUACGAAUUCGCUUCAGACCUUCCCUUUUCCAACAUGUUGGUCUGCAUUCUUCUCUAUCAGGAAAAAUUCAGAAACUCACGGAUAAAGAUUACAUGAAACCAUUACUUCUUAAGAUCCAUGUAAACCCACCUGCAGAGAUAUCUACUUCUUUGAAGGUGUACCAAGGACAUACACUGGAGAAAACUUACAUGGGGGAAGAUUUCUUCUGGGCUAUAACCCCAAUAGCCGGAGACUACAUCUUAUUCAAAUUUGAUAAGCCAGUCAAUGUAGAAAGUUAUUUGUUCCAUAGUGGCAAUCAAGAACAUCCAGGAGAUAUUCUCCUAAACACAACUGUGGAAGUUUUGCCUCUUAAGAGUGAAGGUUUGGAAAUAAGCAAAGAAACCAAAGACAAACGAUUAGAAGAUGGUUAUUUCAGAAUAGGAAAAUUUGAGAAUGGUGUUGCUGAAGGAAUGGUGGAUCCCAGUCUAAACCCCAUUUCAGCCUUUCGACUUUCAGUCAUUCAGAAUUCUGCUGUUUGGGCCAUUCUUAACGAGAUUCAUAUUAAAAAAGUCACCAACUGAUCAUCCGCUAAGAAACCAGUUCAUUUUUUUCCUGUGAAUUUGUUAAUUAAAGAUAGUUAAGCAUGUAUCUUUUUUUUUUUUUUUUUACUUGAACACUACCUCUUGUGAAAUCUACUGUAGAUAAGAUGAUUGUCAUUUCCACUUGGAAAGUGAACCUCCCAUGGGUAAUUGCAUUCAUUCGAACCUAAGCUGUCCUCCAAUUUUAACUUGACUCAAACAUUUUACAGUUACGACAGCCUGUUAAUAUGACUUGUACUAUUUUGGUAUUAUACUAAUACAUAAGAGUUGUACAUAUUGUUACAUUCCUUAAAUUUGAGAAAAAUUAAUGUUACAUACAUUUUAUGAAGGGGGUACUUUUGAAGUUCAUUUAUUUUACUAUUAUAGACCCUCUUUUAUAGAUUAUCAGGGAUUAUAUAUAUAUAAAUAUAUAAAUAUACAUAAAAAUGUUAUGGAGUUAAUUUAUUAGAAACAUUUAAGAAGUACAUAUUUUUGUGCAGUAAAUUUUUGAAUCAAUACUUUUUUUGGAAAGUUACCUUGCUUUUUUAAGUUCUUUCUAUAUUUUUCUUUGGAAACGCAAACAUUACAAAUUAAUGCCAUUUUUCAAAUGCACUGCCAUUUAAGAAUGAUUCUAGAUUGAUUUCCUAACUGAAGUACUUUUAUAAUCGCAGUGAUUCUGAACAAAAUAUUUUCAAAGGCAUUUGUCAUUCCUUAAAGCCAAGAUUUUAAAGACCAAUGUCCUUCUUGAGGGUUAUUUUACUAUACUGUUUAUGGUGUAAAAAAUCAGUCUGAUAAAUUUUAAUGUGCAGGGGUCAUGCAUUCAACCCAAAUUAUCAUGGACUGAACUCAUUACAUUCCCUCUGAUAUGUAAGAUGACAGAUCUUUUUUCUCUUUUAAUCUUUGUCUUUACUCCAUGAGUUAGAUGCAUUAUCUCUUGUUGAUCCUUUUGUAUCUGCACCCAUUUUAUGAGUUCUGACAAAAUGUUUUCUAGGUAAUGUUAUUGUAUGAGUCAAAAUCACUUAAUUUUAAAGAAAAAUAAAAUUGUAAUAUUGGUUUUUAGGGAGAGGUAUUGUAGCAGUUGUAUGUUUUUUCCAAAGUGGUUUAUUCUGUUGCGUUAUAAACUUCUAAGUAAAUUUAUAUCUGAAGAGUAUUUAUUACUCUUAAACAUGUAAUUCCAAAUGUUAUUACUACUGUAAACAAAAAUACUAUCAGCCUUAGCAGUCAGUGAUCUUUACAAAAGUACUUUAUUUUUAAAAAGUUAUGAAUUAUCAGCAUCAGUUCCCAACCAGUCUGGUGUGCCUCAGGCAGGGUGCCAGGUGGGUUACAGAUGUGCAGAGACUGAUCCCCCGAACUGGCAGACUAGCCAAUGGCUGAAGCCUCGGGUGGCUGGAGGUUCCACCUGGUUGCCUCUCGCCUAGAGGAGCUUCGUGUGGUUAGCCAGGAUCCUGCAGCAAGAGCUUCCAGACAGCCUCGUUGUCUGUACAGUGUGGCGGGUUAAAGUUGUUGGAAAACACUGAAAGGGUAGUUACUUCCAUUACUCACAUCUGAACCGUCGUUAGUCACUUUUCUUGAUUAAAGAGGUACACUUUGCCAAUAAUCUUUAUGUCAAAGUCUAGUUAAAAAUCUUGACUGGGUUUUUAAAAUUUACUCUUCGUUUUCUUUAAUUUACUUUUUAUUUUGUAUUUCCCUGGCUGGAUCCUUGCAGGCAGAUUUCAUUUUACAAACUAACCUUUUGUUACAAAAUUUUGGCAGCUGCUUCACAUACUAAAUGACUGUUGUGACAACUAAGUGUCCGGGGGGAAAUUCUGGAGGUGGGUUGAGACGUCCUCGUGUUUCCCUGCUUCCACAGUAGCCCACUCUGAUUUUAGAGAGAAAGCCGUGCUCUGAAAAUCUAAGUAGGUGACAGUUAUCACAGCUUGUCACCAUUUGGUAGGGCGUCUGUCUUUAGACUGACGAGCCUUCCUAGCCAGCAUUUCCCUGUUUCAUGCUCAGUCUCCUCUCCCAGGCUUAGCUCAUCGCCCACCCCCACCCCCCGCCGUCCCCAUUCCCAAGAAUAGUUUGAACCAAAUCUUACCCACCGUUCAGAAACUGUCUUGUGUGUUCCUCCCCAUGAAUUGUUUCCAGUGCCUAGUAGCGCCUGGGACAGUGCCUGGCACGUGGGAGGUGCCCAGUCCGGGUCACCCACACUCCUCUUUCUUUUUAACUCCCUUUACCCACGUUCCUUGCCACCCUCUUACACACUCGGCUGUCGAGUUUCUGAUUGUUCACAGGGCAUGUGUUUGUGUGUGUACGUGUGUGCGCACACAUUCUCCAGCUGACCAGGCUUCAAGCUCCUGGGAACAAGUCUGUGACUCAUCCUUUGUGUCUGUCCUCUGAUGCAGCAGGUGCUCGGAUCGUCUCAUUGUUAGUCUCUCCCUUCCCCCACUUCCUCCCUAGAAGGUUAGAAACAGCCAUGCUUUCCUCAAGCAAGACAUCAUAGUGGUAGCCCUGAAGAGUAGUUGGGACAGAGCCUUCGAGGAGGUGAAGAGUACCUGAGACUGAGGGAAGGAGGUGCUUAGCCUUGAGAGGACACGGAGCCACUUUUAUGAGAACAGUGAGUGGGGAAUGCGUCCAGUGGUGGGACUAAUUAUUAACAUAGAGAAAUCAAACAUGGUUUGCAUCUGGUGUGUAAACAUAAACACAUCAACUGUUAAGACUCUAGAGCUGUGCUGUCCGGUAUACAGUCAUAUACAGGCAUGUGGUAGCUAUUUAAAUUUAAAUUAAUAAAACCUCAGCUCCUCAGUCACACUAGCUACAGUUCAAUGCUUGUUAGACACACGUGGCUAGUGGCCCCUGCAAUGGACAGCACAGACCUAGAGCCUUCCCUCAUUGCAGAAAGUUCUGUUGGAUAGCGCCAUGUCAGGAGUGCUAUUAUGAACGCUUCAGAAACCAGAGUAAACCAUGUCUGCUAAAAGCAGACAUGCAGAAUAUGUCACAGUGCAGAUGAUGGGUAUGGUAGGUGAGAAGGUCGAGGACUGUUCCUAGGAUUCUAAGAUCUAAGAUUUCGCAGUUCUCGAAGUCUCCCGCGUUCUGUACGGCACACACAGUGCUGCACUGUGUAGUCAAAAAACGGUGGUUUCAGGCAGUGGGAUUGAAAAGCUUUGGAAAAAGUGAAUGCAUAUGGAUUAUUUAGCAGCCAGUCUGUAGACACGUACGUGUAUAUUAAUUCAACCACCGGAAAGGUCUUCAAAAAAGGUAUGGCUUCUCAGAUUAGUAGUUGUACCAGCAAGGGAUUAGAAGAUGUCAUUAUUUUUAAAAAGCUUCAGCAGUAUUCUGAAGGCUUCUUUUAAAUCUGUCAUCGUAAUGAAAAGGUUGUCUCCUAACAGUACUGUCCUCAAAGACAAGUUUAGUUAUGUGGAAACAGCAUGUUGGGAGCGAUUGGUAAUAGCCGUGUGUAUGUGUAGUAGCCAGAAGUCUGCAUGUGACCCUCAGGUACCUAUAGGAGAUUCUCCCCCUUUGUGUGUGGGUGGAACCCAUGAAUACCAUCCAUAACUAUGUUAUACAGCAAAAGGGAGAUUAUCUGGGGACAGCUUACCUAAUCAUGUGAGCCCCUUAAAAGCAGUGUUUUCUCAGGCUGGUAGCAGAAGUCAGAGAUUGACAGCAAGAGAACUCAAGGCACACGAGAAGAAAUGCAGAUGCCCGGAAGGAGCUGACAGAGGCCUCAGCCAACAGCCCAGGGAGUGGGUACUCCAGCUCUACAGCCACAGGAACUCAGUUAAUCAACAACCUGAAUGAGCCUGCAACUACAAUCCCCUCCAGCAGAGGAGAACCCGGCCCACCACCACCUUGAUUCCAGCCUUGUGAGAUCCACUGCCGAGAACGCCAAUCAAGCCCACCCUGACUUCUGGCCUGCAGACUGUGAGAUAAUAAAUAGGUAUGGUCUUCAGCUUCUGAAUUCGUGAUUUGUUACACAGUAGAAAAUGAAUAUAAUAUUGAAAAGAGAUGACAAGUCUUCACACGUGAUUGCCUGUAGUUAAGUUGGAUAUUUCUCGGUAACCACAGGGGUCAAGUCUUACACUAGCAAACUUUUACCUGGGCAUCCUUUGGAGUUUCUCUCCCAGAGAAUCUCAAGUAGUCCUGACUGGAAGUUAGUCGCCAAAAACAUCUUAGCAGUGUAUCUUAGCAGUGUUUUGUAAAGAAACUGCUAGAAUGGUAUUGUGCUCGUACUAGAACCAGGACCCAGUGUAUAUAGAAUCUUUUUCCUGGAAGAGGUGUUAUUUUGUGCUGGUUUAGUCUGCUCUGAUCCUGUCAGUAUACUAUUUAAGAAUGAUGAACAGUAGUAUUUUAAAUAUUAGGAGAGAGAAAAAACUUCUGCCUUUAUAUAAGAGAUCAGAUAAUCUACUCCGUACUGAAGAACUUAAUUUUUUUUAAACCCACUUGUUUAUUGUCUGAGCACAGAUCAAAUUCUGUAGGUGUCAACCAAAUUUUUAUACUUUGCAAAUAUUUUCCAAAAUACCUCUCUGCUUCCAAGCCAUUAAUUGCUGGUGAAGCUUGUUUUCAUUUUGUACAUUAAUUUUUGUGCUUAUUUUUACUAUAUUGCCAUACCCUUAAUAGAAGAAAAGCAGAGCUAAAGGGAAGAAAAUGAGAUGCUGAGACUGUCAGAAGGUGAGAAAUUGGAGUCAUAAUCAUCUUAAGUGUUCUAAGGGAACUCAAAUAGCCCAGCUCUUUCUUUUAUAGAAAAAGAAACUUUUCCAAGCUAUGUAGCAUUACUUACAGUGUGUGAAAUUUAGUUUGAUAGCUGUACAAUUUUAAUAAUCUUGAUAUAUGCCAUGAUAACUAGUAUGCUUAGUUUACUUCUUUAAUGCAUGUGAACAUAACAAUGCUGAAAGACUACUACCACAGUAUUAAAAAAAAAAGGAUGUUAUAUAUAUCCCUGUCAUCAGUACCUAUAUAUAAACUCUUCUUGCCUAAAACACUCCACCUUUUUGGGCACUAACUAGAUCAUUUUCAAGGAAACAAAAAGGAAAGAGCUGGCACUCCCGCGCGUGUGUGUGCGCGUGCGUGUUGAGAAUUUAAAAGACAUUGUUUAGGAAAAUAAGCUGGGAAUUGAAUGGAAAGCACUGUGUGCAAAGUAUCCUUCCCAGUGUUGUUCACAUUGCAGUAAAAAUGUUAAUAGUGGUGCUAAACUUGUUCUCCAAAUAAGCAUUGUUGUGGGGAAUUUUUAAUGGUAUCUUGGACAUUAGGAAGGCUACUUUAUAGAUCUCUUGCUCCUCGUUUUCUGAUUAGUAAUUAGCAAAUCCCCCUGGAGUAAAAGGUUUGGUAUUUUAGUUUGAUUAGCAUUCCAUUUGAAAUGUUCAGUGUUUGCUGGAAAUUGGGUGAAAAUACCUUUUGAAGACACAUUCUUUGAGCCUUAAAAAUGGCUGAUACCGACAGUACUGUAAGAUGCACUGCCAGCAGAUUUGAUACUUUUCAUUUCAGUACAGUGAUGUUUUCUAAGAAAGAUUUAGAAAUCAGUUGAUUAAACAUAACAAUUAUGUUUCAUUUAUGGAAUGAAAAACUAAUGUGUUUCUGAGAACGCCAGUAAGGUUAUGGCUGUUUCUGGAAGCACCUGUUAGAGAAGGUGCCUGAGGAAUUGCUUUUCCAGGUUGUACCAGAUUUUUGUUUUCUCCUUUAAUGUACAUAUUUUCCUUAAAAUGUUUUCAUUAGGUGAAUGGGUAAUAUCUGUAGUAAUAUUUUAGGUACCUGUUAGAUUUUUCAAGGAAGAUUAUUUAUUUUCAAAUUUGCUGCUAUAAUUGAAAACCUAAUAACUGGUCCUGUUGACUGUGCCUUUCAUCACUGUUUCUCUGUGCCACGACCGUUCAUGUGUAUUUGAAAUAAAGAAGUUUAAGAAGAA
Molecule: messenger RNA, 7854 nt
Organism: Acinonyx jubatus (cheetah)
Lineage: Eukaryota; Metazoa; Chordata; Mammalia; Carnivora; Felidae
Gene: MGAT4A
Product: alpha-1,3-mannosyl-glycoprotein 4-beta-N-acetylglucosaminyltransferase A
Exons: 16
Coding region: 378-1985 (535 amino acids)
Biological process (GO): protein N-linked glycosylation
Cellular component (GO): endoplasmic reticulum; endoplasmic reticulum-Golgi intermediate compartment; Golgi stack
Molecular function (GO): acetylglucosaminyltransferase activity
Source: RefSeq, a predicted model, not a curated record